Messenger RNA from Emiliania huxleyi CCMP1516, 1287 nucleotides. RefSeq lists its product as hypothetical. The transcript has a single exon. NCBI's taxonomy places the organism in Eukaryota, Haptophyta, Isochrysidales, Noelaerhabdaceae. The coding region runs from base 1 to 1287 and encodes 428 amino acids. The record is from RefSeq and is a predicted model, not a curated record.
AUGUCGCGGCCACGGUUGCUCCCAUUGGCUGCUCUCGCCGCCUCAACGGUCGCCUUGCUGGCCAUGCCAAUGUCGCGCCGACUCUUGCGUGCGCUCUCACCGGUGCGCUUCCGGUCGCUUGUGAUCGCCUUGACGUCGUCGCAUCCCGCCGCAGCAGCGCGGUUCGUCGAGCUCUCGCCUGUGCUACGGCACCCGGUGCAAAUGCCGGCGAGCGGCGUGUAUCACGCCAGCGACGCGCUGGGAGCGCUGUGGAAGUGGAUGGUCGCGGCGCCUCUCGGCGAGCGCGAGGCGAAGCUGAUGGCGGCGUGCAAGAGGCACUGGCCCGGCUUGGACCGCGACUGCAUCAAGGCCGAGAUCGGCGUGUGCAUCGCCGACGGGCGCGCUGCCGCGCUAGCGGACGCGCUGCACGCCACGGCGCUCGCCAGGAUCGACAAGCUCGGCCCGAGGCUGCCAAGUCACCGCAGACAAGUCCUGACCGCAGAGGCGGCGGAGGCGAGCCGCGAGCUGCAGAGCACGCUCGCGGCGGUGCGCGCGCGGUGCGCGGAACACCCGACCGGCGGCCCGCUGCUCUUCGCGCUGGCCUCGCACAUCCGCGCCGCGCCGCCGGAGCUGCUCCGCGAGCCGUCGCCGGCGGGGCAGCGGCGCGGCGCGGAGCAUGAGCAGGAGGCCUGCAGCUGGGCGCGCGGGCGGUGGCCGCGCUGCGAGGUGCUCGCCAACUGUGCGGUCGUCGCGAGCGGCGCGCCGCUGCCGCCGUCGCUCAAGGCCGAGUUCGACGCGCUCGCCAUCGAGCCGGCCGCUGACGGCGCCGACGGCGUGCUCGCCGCGGUCGUCGAGGCCAAGGCCGGAGCGGAGCUGUACAAGGACCUGCCGAAGAUGCUCGACGCGCGGGAGGCGCUGAUGCGGCCCGGCGCAACGCUGCUGGUCCGGCAGAGGUCCCACCCGACCGCGCGCCGCCUGCUCGUGCGCUCCAAGCCCCGCAUCGAGUACGUCUUUGGCUGCGCGGGCUCGUUCGAGUCGAUCGCGGCGCGCUCCGUGGCGAAGCUGGUCGCGCCCACCCUGCUGGACAGGGAGGUGGAGGCGGCCGCGGCGGCGGGCGACGCGGGAGCGGCGUGCGCCAGGCUGCCCGACGACCAGCGCGGUCGGAUGGUGUGCCGGGUGGGCUUCGCGCCGGAGAGAGCGGCCGCGAUGCAGGCGCGCGUGCGGGCGUUCGAGGCGACGCUCGAGGCGCUCGUCGCGCGUGGGGAGAUUGGCUUCUGGGGCCCACCGCUCGACAAGCCGGACGGGUGA